Messenger RNA from Effrenium voratum, 3152 nucleotides. Lineage: Eukaryota; Dinophyceae; Suessiales; Symbiodiniaceae. The record is from the annotation of a GenBank genome assembly.
AGCAAUUCCUUCGCUCAAGGGAUCUCCCGAAGGGAUACCCAGGCCAGCGAUGGUAGGAGAGAUGUGAAGGUCGUGGCAAGCUCGGAAGGUCUCGGCAUGUCGUCGGAUUCUGAGUCAGAGGAUUUGAAGCGGCAUUCCUCGAGCUCACGGACCACCACCCCAGUGGCACGAGCGCGAGUGGUCGCUUCCGACACGGACACGGACAGCGAUGACAGGAGCAGAAGCUGGCGCUUCAUGCGCCCAAGGAACUCAAGCCCAAAGAGCCCAAAGAGCCCUCAACGGCCACCUCGCUGGACACGCCAGGCUGCAUCGGGUGAGGCAAGCAUGGCAGAUGCUGUCCAGGAGCAGAAGGUCUUUGAUCGGCUUUAUGGUGAUUUCUGGCAGAAGCUGCAGGCCAGCAAAAAGGUACCCAAAACACCAAAGAUACCUCUCGGCGAAGUAGAGGUUUUUGGGCGAUUGUACGGAGAUGCCUUGGUGAAGGAGAAGGCGAAAGCUCAGAAGCGGGAGAAAAAAGAGAGGGAGCUGGAGCAGCAGCUAGUGAGAUCGGGGCAGGCGCCGGUGGAACACGUUCAAGCCGUCAGUCAGCGAAUGCAUGACGUGUACAAGCUGAAGCAAAAGCGUGAGGCCCCCCCAGAGUCGCAGCGCGCAAUCACGAAGGGCGGCGAAAUGAGUAAGAAACAGCGGGACACCUUCAUCCAGCACCAAGCUGAUUGGAACGCAAGGAGGGCUGCCAGACUCAAGGCUGAACGCUUGCAGCAGGAAGAGUCCGAGAGCAAGUAUUUGAGGGAGAACAGCGUCCAUCGGGAGGGCUCUUCGCACGGCGAUGUAUGCUCGCGCCUGUACAAGGACAGCAGCCAGCGCUCUUUGCGCUUGAAGAAGUUGCAACACGAGGCAAAGAUUGAAGAGGACAUCAUUGUCGCACAGCCUCUCAAACUGCACAGGCCUGGGACAAACACCAAUGUGUGCGCACGGCUCUACAAUGACUUUCAGGAAAGAGCCCGAAUCCUCGAGCAGAAGAGGAAAGAGCAGGAAGACAUUAUCCGCCUCCGUUCCAGCCCUGGUGCGCGAGAUGCGCAAGACCUUGGCCGGUCUGGGCGAGCAGGCAAACCAAGCCCUCGAAGCCCUCGAAGUCCGUCCGCUUCAGCCCCGUCGCGGACCCCAGGUGCUUCCCGGGCAAACUCGCGAGUGGCCAAGCCCGAGUCUCUUGCUCAAGCCGCUGCGGAGCCGGAAGCCGCUGCUCCCGAGCUUUCAGAGGCUGAGCUCUCGCGCCCUCACUCUCCGACUGCAAGGGCGCGUAGGAUAGCUCCGUGUCCGAUUGGUCCGACAGAGUGCCCCAGGGAGGAGACCAUUCUUGUGGAGGUGGGCGUUGUCUCUGCGCGAGGUUUGCACUUCAACGGUGCAGUGUACUGCCUGGUCGAGGCUGUGGGCAAGCAAGAGCCAAUUCUUUGCACAGAUGCAGCUGCGGGACCUUGUCCUGCCUGGGACGCAUCAUCAACAGCGAAGCUGCGGCCGAGCGACACGCUGCUGUUCACAAUAUUUACCGAGCAGACCCAUCUUGCGCAUGCCACUAUGAAACUGGCAUCCAUGCUGAUGACCUGUGCUUCCGGCUUCGAUGGUGAGCUGCGGCUAGGCGACGGCCACUUGCACGUGACCAUGAAGGCAACGCUCCUCGGGGCAUGGUCUCAGCUUCCGGCCGUGUGCGAGUCAGCCACAGAGCGGCUCCCCGGGGCAACGCCGGAGCAUGAGCAGGAGCAGCGCCAGCAGGCGCAGCACGCGGAGCAGGCGCAGCACGUGCAGCAGGCGCAGCAGGCGCAGCAGGCGCAGCAGGCACAUCAGCCAAAGGCUAGCUCAGUACAGGAGGACGUGCCAAGGCAGCCCGAAGACUUCGAAUACCCGGCGAGGCCCUACCGGACAGUUCUCCAGCAGCAAGUCAAUGACAAAGGCUUUGCAGUGAAGCACGCUGAGACACAAAGCCAGGGAACAGGAACUUUGACGCCACGUUCACCUAGGCCACACAGUGUCUCAGAACGGACACUAGUGCCGGGUGGUCAAACACAGGUGCAAAGCCAAGAGGGAGAACGGAGGUCAACAGUGUAUCCAUCAAAGCCUUACGGAACAGUCUCAGAAAGAGCAUUACCUCAACCAUUCCGACAGGAAAAGAGAGUCUCCACACCACGUGCAGCCAGGCCAUGCACUUCCGAACAUGCACUACCAGGUGUCCAGACAUCCAGGGCACAAUGCCAACAGGGAGGGAGAACGUUGACACCGCGCUCACCUAGGCCAUGCAGAACUGCGUCAGAGCAACUGGUGGGCGAGACUCCCAAGGCGCAACGCCAACUUGGUGAGACUUCGUACCCAUCCAAGCCAUACAGAGCUGCCUCAGAGACUCCAAAGCUUGGGGUUCGAUCGGCACGAAGCCGAGCAGAGAAGCGAGCUUUGACACCCCGUGCGAGGCAGUUUCAAGGCGCUAAGACAAGCAAAGCUAGCAAGGAGACGUCACAUGUUAGCGUGAUGGAGAGCUCACAAGAGACUUUCACACUUGAAAUACCAGUGCCGUCACGCCCGUCACGCUCCGCAGACGGCGUGGCUUCCCAAGGUCUGGAUUGGACAGCCCCGCUACCAUGCAGCUCGUUGAUGGUGAAUGUGGGGCAGCUGCCCAGAUUUGGACGAUCGCGGGGACAUUCGCCCGUUGACGUUGAGCUGUCCAUCUCUGCGCCAGUGCCCAUCACCAUUGCCGAGCGACUGCUGCCAGGACAUCUCAAGUCACCGGGAAAGCGGGGCCCGUCCGAGCCUCCAGGUGUCAGCCCAGGAAUUGCAACGUCCUACGCCUGAUGGCCUCUUGGAACUGGCUAGGCGCUUAACCUGGCUUCGCCAUUUGGGCAGCAAGCUACCAACCAAUCAAAGACACAGAAGGCUCCCCUUUGUUCGACAGCGUCAAACGGGCUAGGAACUCAUCAGCUCCCGCGGGCUUGAGUCAAACGGCUGAAAAGCCACUGCCACUUUUCAUAAGGAGCACUGAAGACAUCAGGUUCAGCUGCACUUUGCCUGCACGUCAGCUCAGCUCGUUUGCAUGACCUGGGGCGUGCAAUGCCUGCGGCCAAAGAACGCCGCAGUAGUUGCAUGUCGCAGACGCAAUGCAUUCAGCUGACGCC